AAACGUACUUAUGGCACCGUGUUCAAAGCGAAAAAUCGGGAAUCUCAUGAGAUAGUGGCUCUGAAACGAGUGCGGCUGGACGACGAUGAUGAAGGCGUACCAAGCUCUGCAUUACGAGAAAUCUGCUUACUAAAAGAACUGAAACAUCCGAAUAUCGUGCGACUCUACGAUGUAGUACAUAGUGACCGGAAGUUGACCCUGGUGUUUGAAUAUUGUGACCAAGAUCUCAAGAAAUACUUUGAUUCAUUAAACGGCGAGAUCGAUCCGUCUAUGGUCAAGUCGCUUAUGUAUCAGUUGUUGUGCGGUUUGGCCUUCUGUCAUUCGCAGAAUGUUCUUCAUCGCGACUUAAAGCCCCAGAAUAUACUUCUGAACAAAAAUUUGGAGUUGAAAUUGGCCGAUUUCGGUUUGGCUAGGGCUUUCGGUAUUCCGGUUAGAUGCUAUUCAGCAGAAGUAGUCACGUUGUGGUAUCGCCCUCCCGACGUCCUGCUCGGUGCCAAGCUUUAUAAUACUUCAAUCGACAUGUGGUCGGCUGGAUGCAUUUUUGCCGAAAUUGCAAACGCCGGCCGCCCCCUUUUCCCGGGAACUGACGUAGACGAUCAGCUACGGAAGAUCUUCAAACUUCUCGGAACUACCAAUGAAGAAACGUGGCCCGGUGUAACGCAACUACCCGAAUACAAACCGAUGCCAUUCUACCAACCGAGCGUUACUUUUACCCAGGCCAUUCCAAACAUCAACAGCAAGGGUCGGGAUCUGCUUCAGAGACUUCUGGUCUGUAAUCCCGUCCAACGAAUUACUGCUGACGCAGCUCUGAAACAUCCAUACUUUGCUGACGUCCAUCUUGGGUGA
Soboliphyme baturini is the source of this 846-nucleotide messenger RNA. Lineage: Eukaryota; Metazoa; Nematoda; Enoplea; Dioctophymatida; Soboliphymatidae. The record is from the annotation of a GenBank genome assembly.